Molecule: messenger RNA, 660 nt
Organism: Pan troglodytes (chimpanzee)
Lineage: Eukaryota; Metazoa; Chordata; Mammalia; Primates; Hominidae
Gene: RNASEK
Product: ribonuclease K
Exons: 3
Coding region: 1-414 (137 amino acids)
Biological process (GO): nucleic acid metabolic process
Molecular function (GO): RNA endonuclease activity
Source: RefSeq, a predicted model, not a curated record
AUGGGAUGGUUGAGGCCGGGGCCACGCCCCCUCUGCCCCCCUGCGAGGGCAUCCUGGGCUUUCUCCCACCGCUUUCCGAGCCCGCUUGCACCUCGGCGAUCCCCGACUCCCUUCUUUAUGGCGUCGCUCCUGUGCUGUGGGCCGAAGCUGGCCGCCUGCGGCAUCGUCCUCAGCGCCUGGGGAGUGAUCAUGUUGAUAAUGCUCGGAAUAUUUUUCAAUGUCCAUUCCGCUGUGUUGAUUGAGGACGUUCCCUUCACGGAGAAAGAUUUUGAGAAUGGCCCCCAGAACAUAUACAACCUUUACGAGCAAGUCAGCUACAACUGUUUCAUCGCUGCAGGCCUUUACCUCCUCCUCGGAGGCUUCUCUUUCUGCCAAGUUCGGCUCAAUAAGCGCAAGGAAUACAUGGUGCGCUAGGGCCCCGGCGCGUUUCCCCGCUCCAGCCCCUCCUCUAUUUAAAGACUCCCUGCACCGCGUCACCCAGGUCGCGUCCCACCCUUGCCGGCGCCCUCUGCGGGACUGGGUUUCCCGGGCGAGAGGCUGAAUCCCUUCUCCCAUCUCUGGCAUCCGGCCCCCGUGGAGAGGGCUGAGGCUGGGGGGCUGUUCCGUCUCUCCACCCUUCGCUGUGUCCCGUAUCUCAAUAAAGAGAAUCUGCUCUCUUAA